Strongylocentrotus purpuratus (purple sea urchin) is the source of this 1537-nucleotide messenger RNA. Its product is annotated as cell death-inducing p53-target protein 1. Gene Ontology annotation, molecular function: zinc ion binding. The record is from RefSeq and is a predicted model, not a curated record. NCBI's taxonomy places the organism in Eukaryota, Metazoa, Echinodermata, Echinoidea, Camarodonta, Strongylocentrotidae. The transcript is spliced from 4 exons. The coding region runs from base 521 to 1537 and encodes 338 amino acids.
CCAAAGCUACGCAGUGUAUCAGAACACACAACGAAUUGGUGUUAAGGCUUUGGUAAGCCAAUGACCCAUGAAGUAAUAAAUUUAAUUUUGUGUGAAUCACGCGUGAUGAAAUAAUAAGAAUGAUCAUGAAGAGUAUCAUCAAAAGACAUUUCGAAUAGACGUUGUAUUACUUAUUCAUGGAUCCCGUCACUGUCGUAAGAUACUUAUCAAUUACCGUGUUUUUAUACAUUCCCUCGACCUUUAACAUAGAUAUUUUUGUCAAGCGCGUGAAGACAGGAGACUUAAGUUUCAUAGCUUGAUUGGGCAAGAACUUUAACUCUUCUUAUCUCCCUCGUCUGGAAGAAGCUAUGUAAACGUUUUACUGACAUACACACACUACAUCCCACCCAUGACACAGUAGUCCUUAAAACAAGUGCACAUUUCGCUAUGUAUUUUAACCGACGCCUCUUGGAAUAACGCUUUACUUCAAGAGCUACAUCAGCAUACAUACAUGAGGAAAUAAGCAAGCCACGGAAGCACAAUGGAUACCACUUCAGCUGAGGCACCAACAGUAGAUGUACAUGACGACACCAACUCGCCUGGGGACACGACCGGUACAGGUGAACAGCAUAACAAUUCAGGAAAUGUACGUCUCCCGUCGUACUAUCAAUCAACCCCAUUGGUCAGUGCACCUGUUUCCCAACAGGAUGACAUCACCCAGCCCGGGGAAUCCCCGAUACAGCAGACUGGUGACGACAUCACUGCUGUAGAUAUCAAUGUAGACCAAGAACAAGUGACGGUAUCAAAUGGACUAUCAACUUCACAUCCAGUGGCCCAAGAACAGAACCCAUCAAUGCCAUAUCCACCGCAGACUGACCAACAAACGAAUUUCGCGUACCCUCCUGCAUCUUUACCUUAUCCAAAUCCUGCUACGAACUUGCCUUAUCCACCAUCGGGCGUUACUGAAACCCCAGCGUUGUUCCCUGAGCAGUACCCUCCACCCGUGCCAACCUAUCCUCCCACUAAUGGCACAGAACUGCAGAUGGCUAACAACCCUGGUGGUGAACCAGCAACGACCACUGAAAGCCCCCUUAUAGAGGAUGAGGGCGUUACUCUUGCGGAUGGCCAGGUGGUGAAUCACGGACGACAUCCACUCUUGAAGUUACCGUCUUACCAUGGGGGUGGGCAGUUUCCUUCAGAGCCGCCACCGUCGUAUGAGGACAGCAACCCGAUACCAGUGCCACAAGCCAUGAAUCCAAGGCAGCCAUCCAGUGCUCCUCAACCAAGCUAUACGCCACCAACAGCUCAGUUGAUUAGUCGUAACUUCGGCUCCACACCGAUCUACACGAUCUGCCCAGCCUGCGGCGAGGAAGUCAGGACAGUCACCGUGUUCGUACCAGGCGCGCUCACCUAUGUUAUGGUCUGCAUUUUCCUAAUGCUUGGGUGGUGGUUCCUGUGCUGUUUCUUACCGUUUUGCGUGCAAGGCUUCAAGGACGUCCAUCACGUGUGUCCAAACUGCAAGAAGACCAUCGGUAGAUAUGACAGGAUCGGCAACUGA